AUGGCGAAAGUAGGAGAAAUGGGCAAAGGCUACGUUUUUCCUUUUCCCAAGCCUAGAGCCGACAAAGGCCUCAACAUAAUGGGCGAAAGUCCCAGAAUCAAAGCAGCCAGACAAGACUGCUUCGGGAAGAUUGAAGCGUUCAGCAAGAAGAAUUGGCCCCCACCACGGUACAAAAGAGAGUCCAGGAACAUACUCAGCAGCCCCGGAAAGGAAGAAAGCCCAGGCUACGUCGCCUCGUCUCUCAUCCUCUAUCUUUUACACACGAUUAGAAGGUACGACGGAUGGUUCCAAAGUUACUCAUCUGGAUGGUUCCAAAGUGACUAA
This is a messenger RNA of Phaedon cochleariae (mustard beetle), 324 nucleotides long. NCBI's taxonomy places the organism in Eukaryota, Metazoa, Arthropoda, Insecta, Coleoptera, Chrysomelidae. The record is from the annotation of a GenBank genome assembly.